AUGAGGGAAAAUCUAGCAGCAUCACGUAUGACUUUGUCGCUUAUGAAUCAAUCGGAUCCAAACGAACGUGAAUUACGUCUAUGGUUGCUUUCAGCCAAUACCCAACGCGGUGUCACCUACUAUCGCAUUGCGGGACGAUUCACCUCUAGUGGUCAGUCAUGGGAAGUGAGUCAUCGGUACUCGGAGUUCCUGAAACUGCGUGACCAACUGGUUAAAUUCCUUUCAGCGUCCACAGACAAGUGUCCAGGCUGUCGCAACUAUCUGCAUUCAAUUCAACGGUUUGAAUUUCCAAAAAAGCAUCUCUUUGCAUCCAGAGCCCCACCGGUUGUUAAUUACCGUGUAAAAGCUCUGCGCUCGUUUAUCAACUUGUUGGCUUCAUGGGCCUUUUCCAAGACGCCCAAGUGCCCAACAUGUGGAGGUUAUGCUUUCGAUGUCGUACGUGAUUUCGUGCUAGAUGGCUGCGCCUUAUCGGCCGAUGCAGACAUGAACUCGAUCAGGGAAUCGGUGACUAUUCAAGCUUUCGCCAAGCCCAAUUUGAGCAGUUCAAGAGGAUCGAAGACUCCUACGUGGAUGACAAGUUCAUUUGAAAACCUGGACAUGACACAGAGCAUGGAUGUGCCAAACGAAAGAGCGCUAUCGAAACUGUUGGAUGGACCGAAGCUGAGAGAGGCCCCAGUCUCACGAUCAAGUCAACGUGAGAUACUGCGCGAGAAACAGCCAGCGAUGGUGCAAGAGAAAGCAACGAGAGAAAUGUCUCAUAAGCAGCCGUCGGCUGAGCAGCAACAGCGGAGACGCCACCAAGACAUCGACCCAUACGACGCCUUCAAUGAUUACUUGCCCGAGAGGCAGUCAAAGGUCAAGAAAGCAACUCAGUCGAGCAUGGAACAGAAGAUUCAGAAAGGCAAGUUCACGUCGAGACCGUUGCAUGAAUCCAUUGAUGAGAGACGACAGCGGUAUCAGCAAGAAGAGGAAAAGGCUAGUGCGUACCAGCAAAAGCACCGAAGUGAGCCGUGCAAUUUGAUAGCACGUCGUUCACUGGCAGAGAACGAGCUAUCUGUGGGCAGCAGAGUCUUUGAGAGUCCACACUCUAGCGAGAGAGUGGCAAGCCAGAACAGCUUCAGUGCUGAGAGCUUGAUCUCGGAGACCGAGCCCAUCUUUGUUCGUGGUGAUGAGCUCCAGCGCGACGGACUUUCAGACGACAAGAGAGAGGACAGGAGAUCCAUCAGUAGUGUGUAUUCGGGCGACGAUGAGCUCGAGCUGACGGGUGUGACUAUGGUGUCGCCUCCACAUGAACGCAUCAAGAGCAGCGUCGACAAUUUGUGGCAGCCAUGGGAGCUAGCUCGAGUGGCUUAA
Molecule: messenger RNA, 1353 nt
Organism: Peronospora farinosa
Lineage: Eukaryota; Oomycota; Peronosporomycetes; Peronosporales; Peronosporaceae
Source: the annotation of a GenBank genome assembly